GCCACCCAGGCCAUGGCACCUAAAGCGGGAAACAAGCGAUCUACGCACAGCACAGCACAUGGCAGCGGCAGGUCCAAGGGCGCCGGGGUGCCCGACGGCCGCAAGUCCGGCAAGGGCGCUAGCGGCGGCGCCGGGGCGGAGGGAGGCGCCAUGACCACAGCGGUCAUCCAGAAGAAGAUGGUGGGCGGAGUGUCACCGGGGGUGGAGCUGCAAGUACGGACGCUGCUGCAGAAGCUGAUGGUGCAGGCUGCGCAGCCACCCACCCCGGAACCAAACCGGUGCGGCAGCGGCGCAUUCAAGGGCGACGACAGCAGCCCCAGCGGCAGCGGCAGCGGGCCCCCUCCGCCGGUGGCGGCGGCUGCGGAUGCCCGCACGCUGGCGGGUCUGAGUGCGCUGUGGGAGCAGCUGGCGGGUCUGGGGUUCGGAGCGGAGGCGGUCAAGCGGGUGGUGGCGGAGGGACUGCCCAGGGGCCAGCCCGCCUCCCUGGACGCCGCCCUAGACUGGCUCUGCCUCUACCUGCCGCCGGCUGAGCUGCCGUACAGGUUCAAGUCCGCUGGCGGCGGCGGAGGAGGCGGCGGUGCACCCGUACGCAUCCUGGCGGUGGCUGCGGCGGCACAGCAGCAGCCUCAGCAGCAGGAGCAGGAACAGGCGGUGG
Astrephomene gubernaculifera is the source of this 655-nucleotide messenger RNA. NCBI's taxonomy places the organism in Eukaryota, Viridiplantae, Chlorophyta, Chlorophyceae, Chlamydomonadales, Astrephomenaceae. The record is from the annotation of a GenBank genome assembly.